AUGAUUCGCACCUCCUCUCCUCGUCGCCAGUCGGCCGCCUUGCAAACGGCUAGCAUCAACGCCACGGGCCACCCAUCUGUCCCCAAACAGAUCCUCAAGAAGAAGGCAAUCUCAAAACGCGAGUACCUUCUUCGCGAAGAAUGGGCACCGGAGACAAUCAAUGAGUACCAGAUGGUUGUUGAUGAGCCUUCGGUCACCCCUGUGCCCCCGCCAAAACCCGCACCCAGAGUACAACAGCAACAGAGGCUACAGAGGUCACAACAGCAAACAAGCACUGUUUCCAAUAUGCAUGGUCAAGGCCGUGGCCCAAAUAGACGCACGCAAUCUCAGGCUCGAUCGUCGUCGAUGUUUGAAGAAUGGAAAGCGCGAUCUUUGCCACGGCGCUACACCCAGCGUACCAGAAUUACUCUCAAGGAAACUAAUUCCGCCCCUACUAUCUCGUCGCCAAAGAACAACAAACCAGACCUCAACGCCGCGCCAGCAGUGUCAGAACACACGGCCAAGCAAGCAAGUCUUACUCCUGUUGCUCCGUCCCACGGACCCAACAGGACGGGCGGCGGUGCUGCAUCUGGAGACGACAAGGUCAGGGAAUCUACAGUCGUCCCUACUGCCUCGUCACAGCCACUAAGAACAGAGGGUAGCGCUGCACCCGUUGUUGAAGACAACAAGGUCAAGGAAGCCAGUGUUACCCCUACUGCCUCAUUACAGGUUCCCAAGCCAGACGAUGGCGCUGCACCAAUCACCAGGGACGACGAAGGAGAAAAAUCUCAUGUCGCUCCUACUUCAGCGUCAAGAACCAAGCAUAGACGGGGUUCCAGCGCUGCUUCCGGCGUUACAAACAAGAUCAAGGGUACUCGUGCUGCUCCUACCUCCUCAUCGCAAGCACCCAAGACUGAUGGUGGCGCUGCGCCGGUUGUCAAAGCUAACAAGGUCGACGGAACUGAUGCUGCUCCUGUUUCCUUGUCGAGAAUCAAGCACAAGAGGGGUGGCAGCGCUGCGUCCAUCACUUCGAGCAACAAGACCAAGGGAGCUGGUACCACUUCUACUGCCUCCGCGCAGGCCGGCCAUAAAGCGGAAGUCAACGCUCCCAUCAUUGGUGACAGCAAAGUCGAAAGAUCUGGCGUUGCCUCGCCACAAGUGAACAGCAAGACGGAGGAAAGCCCCGCAUCGGUCAAUGCUGCUGGAGAACAUCCCGAUAAAGCAGUCGACAACCAGAUCGAACCCAAGCCGACUUGUGAUGUGCAGUUUCAUCAGCAGAAGCCAGAGGAACUGGCCGGCGGGUCUGCAGAAACCCAUGCGCCUGCUCCGUCAUCUGGUGUUACUGCUAGUACUGCGGCCGCGAAUCCCUCUAAAACCACUCGAAAGAGAGCGAACAAAAAAGGGACGAUGAUUGACAAACAAGAUGAUAAAUCACGGCCCCGAGAAAGAGUACCGGAAUAUGCUUAUACAGCUCCAAGCGGGACUGGAUUCACCCUCACUGAGCUAGGGAACCUGAGGAUUGGAUUUAAGCUCGGUGGCCCCGAUAAGGUGUAUUUCCUCCCGUGCUUCAUCGAAGACCCUUGGAGGGGGAUGGAGCCGAGUCGCGCAGUCCAGCCGGCUCCCGAAGCUCGCGAAGUCCGACCAGCCGAAGCGAUGAGAUGGUUGCCUGCAUCUAUUUGGUAACUACUGAGUCCUACCUGGCUCCGAAGGCGUGGCUGUCUGUUAUGAGGUUAUUGAGGUUAUUGGCUGGGACAAAGAGCUGGUUGGAUGAGAAAGAAGGAAAGGAUUGUUGUUUGUGCUUUCUAUGUUGCUCGCCGUCCAGUUCCUUACUGGAAGGAUGAAUGUAUGACUCUAGGAAUUUGACCGCCCAUUGCGAUAAUAUGAGACCCGGCCUCCGAACUGCGAAUGAGCUUUUCCUAGCGAAGCGAAACGUCUCACAAGUUACGGGGCCCCUCGCAAGAACAUACGGCUGAGCCAUCCAUGUGGGGUAGUCGUCAUGGCUAAUAUGUAUGUACAUAGAGCAGCCCAAGAAGCGAGCUGGAAUCGAAGUACUUAGCGUGAACGAUCUGUCAAUUGAGGUGGAUGAAGGGAAAUAUAAAACAG
Aspergillus calidoustus is the source of this 2082-nucleotide messenger RNA. Lineage: Eukaryota; Fungi; Ascomycota; Eurotiomycetes; Eurotiales; Aspergillaceae. The record is from the annotation of a GenBank genome assembly.